AUGCUUGCCGACUCAGCGGAGAAUCAGCGCGGUGGAAGUGAUGUACCUAAGCUGCGUACGGCGUGUGAGAACUGCAGGCAGUCCAAGGUCAAAUGCAAUAUAUCCGGCAAAAGCAUGUGCACUCGGUGCCUUCGAAACGGGCUGCAAUGUCAAUAUGGCUUUGCCAACCGUUCGGGCAAGCCGAAGGGGAGCAAGAACCACGCUACUUUGAGAAAAUUGGGUGAAUUGCCUGAUGAAAAGCCUCCUGUGCGAACCUUUCGCUCGGCACGAAACGGGACCGCUGCCGAGCGUCGUGGGUCAUUUUCGACAAGGGACUUGGUCGGGUCCAAUGUGGACCGAACGGCCCUGGAGAACCAUACCGGUUUUAUACCAGGCCCAUCGCACAGGUGGGACAGCCCAAGUAGUCUGGAUAACGGAGCUCUGCCGGUACCACUGUGUUCUCCACUGGGAAUUCCCAUGGCCGGUCUCGAAGACAUGACUCCUUCCCUCCUAGUCGGAUCAGAGUACCCUAGCUCACCGGAGACGUCUUCGCUCAUGACUUUUGACUCGCCAGAGUUUUGUAUGAGAAGUCCUCCACUCAGUGACUCGAUGCCAUCCCCAUAUGUGCCUCUCGCUCUGUGCGAAUGCAACGAUAUGCAAAUGUUGAAUUUCAAUCGCCUUGGUCAGCUCCUCGCCAACCCACAGUGCUUGCGGGUCGAUCAGUCCUUGCAAAUCAUCAAGACGACGUUUGCUGUUGGACAAGUCUUCCUUCAAUGUCAACUCUGUACCAAGGAACAUUCCAAUCUCUUGCUUCUCACUUCUACUCUUGACGUGGCGAUGCAAUUCUUUGAACGAUGGGUGUUGCGACAAUCUAAUCGAGCGCCAGAUGCAGAGCCUCAGAGUAUCAGAUACGGUUACUACGAGGUCUGUCAGGAGGAAGCCGCUCAAAUCCAGGGGCUCUUACUCCGCAGCCUCCUCCGGCAGGGAAAAGGCUUAUUGUCAAUGUUGGAUGUUGCUGUCACGACAAACCCCACUGAUCCUGAAAGCUUGUCGAUGACUACUAGACUGGAUGUGUCGCAAGAGAUUGAUUCCAUCUGGGUGUCUUCUGAGGACUGUUUCUCGCCCACCGCCGAGACCGAGGCCGAGACCGAGACUCAGACCAGUGUUGAAUGGAUGAGUGAUGGGGAUCCUCAGAAGCAGUAUUUGUUGUCCAACAUUGCAGGCUUACAAGCGAGGCUGGACGUCUUUCUUCGAUCCGAGUCGAUUGGUGGAUGUAUCUGCGGUUGCCAAUCCACGUUGUGUUCUUCCUAG
Messenger RNA from Penicillium oxalicum, 1290 nucleotides. RefSeq names its product Zn(II)2Cys6 transcription factor domain-containing protein. NCBI's taxonomy places the organism in Eukaryota, Fungi, Ascomycota, Eurotiomycetes, Eurotiales, Aspergillaceae. The transcript has 2 exons. Gene Ontology annotation, biological process: regulation of DNA-templated transcription. The record is from RefSeq and is a predicted model, not a curated record. Gene Ontology annotation, molecular function: zinc ion binding; DNA-binding transcription factor activity, RNA polymerase II-specific. Bases 1 to 1290 code for a protein of 429 amino acids.